Messenger RNA from Brienomyrus brachyistius, 1290 nucleotides. Its product is annotated as histone-lysine N-methyltransferase PRDM9-like. The transcript is spliced from 8 exons. Gene Ontology annotation, cellular component: nucleus. Lineage: Eukaryota; Metazoa; Chordata; Actinopteri; Osteoglossiformes; Mormyridae. The coding region runs from base 1 to 1290 and encodes 429 amino acids. The record is from RefSeq and is a predicted model, not a curated record. Gene Ontology annotation, molecular function: histone methyltransferase activity; protein binding.
AUGAACCAGAAACCUGAUGAGAGUGUCAGAGAGGUUAAAAAAGAGGAGCCAGAAUACCUGAUGUCUGUGGGUGUGGGGGCCACGAAGGACAGCCCCCCCGAGAUGAAGAGUGCAGUGUUUCAGAAAGUGACUGAGGAGAAGCUGACUGGUUCUCUUCUGUUGAAAAGCACUGAUGGGAAUCAAGGUAUGUCAGAGAGCCUGCAGUGUGAGCACACUAUGAACAUAAACAGCCGCAGUUGUGGGCGCAGUCUGAACAGCACACCAAAGAUACUGUACACCGAGGGAGUGGAGUCCAAAGAUGAUGAUUACCUCCAUGAGUGGUUUACGGUCGAAGGAUAUUGUGAGGAUUUCCAGUCUUCCUUCACUGAUCAGUGUGAGGUCCAUGGUCCUCCUGUCUUCAUCCCUGACUCUCCUGCACUUGUAGGGGUCCCUGGCAGGGCCCUCCUCACUCUGCCCCCUGGUUUAGAGGUUAGUCCAUCCAGUAUCCCUGGGGCAGGCCAAGGGGUGUUCAGCCAGGGGCAGACUGUGCCCAGAGGAGUGCAUUUCAGGCCCUAUGAAGAAGACACUGGCAAAGAGGAAGCCAUUGACAGCGGCUACUCCUGGGUGGUUUACAAGGGCAAAUGGUGUGAGACAUACAUUGAUGCCAGGAGAGAAACACACUCUAACUGGAUGAGAUAUGUGAACUGUGCCCGUGAUGAGGAGGAGCAGAACCUGGUGGCCUUCCAGCACAAAGGGAACAUCUUAUAUCGCUGCUGCAAGCCCAUUGCUCCCGGGCAGGAGCUCCUGGUGUGGUACGCAGAAGAUCACGCCAAGGACCUGGGCAUCACCUUUGACUGUUUGUGGAGUAAAAAGUGCUAUUCACAAGGUAUCUCAGAUAAAUCCACCCAAGGGUUCCCUUGUUCUCAGUGUUCCUUGUCCUUCACAGCGGAGAUUUACCUGCACGGACACAUGAAAAGAUCUCACCCUGAGGAGUUUGUCAGACAGCUGAUGGCUAGAUCUGUCAACACAUCCCAGAAUUUCCCAUCUUCUGCUGGCCCCAGUGCCUCUCAGCCCAGAACAGACACAUUCAGUACCUUGAAUGAAGCGGCGGCAGAACCGAAACCUGGCAGCACGGAGAGGCUGAGCGGCAGUUUCUCGGCACACUGGGGUGCUGGCAGCAGGGAGGCGGGGGCCGGGCUGCCACAGACAAUGGAGCAGCAGGGGAACCGGUCAGGUCCUGCGACAGGCCCGAACAAGCCCCAGACGCCCGACGUGCGGCGGCAGCCACGGGCGGACAGGAAGUUGCAAUGA